Rotaria sp. Silwood1 is the source of this 1011-nucleotide messenger RNA. Lineage: Eukaryota; Metazoa; Rotifera; Eurotatoria; Philodinida; Philodinidae. The record is from the annotation of a GenBank genome assembly.
AUGAUGGUUGGUAUUCUCGUUCUAUUAAUAGGUUUCUAUCAAUUGUUAUAUGCAUUUCGUAAAUCGAAUGCACUCUUUGUGUCAUCUUCAGUAUUUUCAUCGGGUUUAUCUCGACAUGCACGUUCACCCGUGGCUAUAGCAUUAGCUGAAAACAAGACAGAUCCUGAGCUCAAUGAUUCUCUACUACCCACUUCAUGUAUUUUUGGAAUUCGUUUUUCCGAUGGAGCCAUUGGUAAUCGAAUGUUCCUGUUUGCUAGUGCCUAUGGCUUGGCUCGUCUUCAUGCAUGUCACCUUUAUGUACAUCCAUGGAUUAUUUUCGACUUACGAUCUACGUUCACAGUCAAUCUAAAUCAAACUCCAGUGAAACUAGUGAAAAAUCCGGCAGCAUUUGAAAAUCGAACUGAUCUUUUUCGACGAUAUAGUGCAUGCACAUUGUUUGAAGAUUUAUUCAAAAUACCGCUACCGGAGAAUUAUACCAAAUAUGAACUGCUAGCGGUAUGGAAAUAUUCGAUCAAUUUUCGAAGCAAUAAUAGUCAAGUUACACAUGAUAUACUCAAAACAUUUCUUCUACAUCCGCCGAAUGAUUUGCCACGUGUCACAUGGAUAGGGGUACAUAUUCGUCGUGGUGACUUUUUGAGUUUCUUUAAAAUCGAUACAAGUCCUUCAUAUCUCAUUUGGGCCAUGAACCAUUAUCGUCAAAAAUACACGAAUUGUCGUUUUUUGAUUGCUUCUGAUGAUAAGACUUUCGUUAAACAACACCUUGGCCACUUCAAUGAUGUUGUUAUUACACCACCAAAUUUCUUUCAUGGUCAUGAUUUGGCGGCAUUAGCUCUGUGUGAACAUUCAAUUCUCACAGGAGGAACGUAUAGUUGGUGGGCAGCCUGGUUUGCUGGUGGCAAUGUUAUACAUGAUCUCAACUAUCCGGUUCCAUUUCAGAAAUGUGUCAAAGAACAUUAUUUUCCUCCAUGGUUUAUGUUUCCUCAUAAUAGUUCAAGCAAACGAAAUGAAUAA